This is a messenger RNA of Bubalus bubalis (water buffalo), 4307 nucleotides long. RefSeq names its product sperm acrosome associated 5 (gene SPACA5). Bases 1755 to 2225 code for a protein of 156 amino acids. The transcript has 4 exons. NCBI's taxonomy places the organism in Eukaryota, Metazoa, Chordata, Mammalia, Artiodactyla, Bovidae. The record is from RefSeq and is a predicted model, not a curated record. Gene Ontology annotation, molecular function: lysozyme activity. Gene Ontology annotation, cellular component: sperm flagellum; acrosomal vesicle. Gene Ontology annotation, biological process: fusion of sperm to egg plasma membrane involved in single fertilization.
GAUGAGUGCAAUUGUGCAGUAGUUUGAGCAUUAUUUGGCAUUGCCUUUCUUUGGGAUUGGAAUGAAAACUGACCUUUUCCAAUCCUGUGGCCACUGCUGAGUUUUCCAAAUUUGCUGGCAUAUUGGAUUAUACUGGACUGACUGGGAUUAGAUUGGGAAAUGCAGGGUAGCAUUCCAGUAAUGGGCAGGGAUCCCAGUGAGAAUCAGCCCAGGUGAAUGAGCUGAAACAUGUAUGUGAAUGGAGGUAAAGAUGGUCAGAGUGAUAGAGGAUGGAAUUAAAGAGCAGAAGAAGGUGAGGAACUGGCUAUUAUACAGCAAAAGCAGAGAGGGUGAAAGUCACUUGGCCCAAGGUGAGUCAAGUGGGGGAAAUGAGGCCCAAUGUGAGUAAAAAGUGGUAAAUCUGAGACAGAGUGUGACUCAGUGAGGGUACUGUGGGAUGAAGUGGGAGCAACUCAGCAUGAAUCAGGAGCAGAACGAGAGUGAUGAGUGGAAACAGGGGUUACAUUGGGAAUGACUUUAAAUGAAUGAGACAAUGAGCAGCAGCAUGUGAGUAAAUGGAGGCAGUGAAGAUAGAGGCAGUGAAAAAUGAGAAAGAACAGAGGGGAUCAAGCGUAGAGUAAGUAUGUGUGGAUAACUUGGGCUAGUGUUUGAAAGUAAUACAGUUCCAGGAAAUGCAGGUAAUAUGGGGGCAGCCUUUGAGAGGACAGAAGUGAAGAAGGGGCAGAAAGGGAGUGAAUGAGGCGAGAAUGAGACCCAGUGUCAAUGAAUAAAGCUGAAGGAUGGGCCACAUGAGACCACUGGAUGGGAGUCAUUUGAUGCAGUGUCAGGCAGUGAAGGUUAAAGUAGGAAAUGAGAGUCUGAGUGGGAGUGAAAGGAGGUGAAGAAGGAAAGGAUGUGAGAGAGCUUGGGUUAUAGCAAGUAGAGGGUUACGGAAUUACAGUAACACAAGGCCCAGCGUGAAUGAAUAUAAGUGGAUACAAGACAGUGUGAGUGGACAAGGGAAUAAAUGGUAGAGUGAGAAUGGGGGUGAAAAAGCAGUAGAGUGAACAUGUAUGUGUAAUAUAUAAUGUGGGGCAGAGUCUGAUUAAACGGGUGUAAUGUGGGGCAGAUUCCAGUAAAUGAGGGUGGAACAGAGCACAUUAAGUGAAGGGAGGUGAAGGAGGUGCUGAGAGUGAGUAAAGGGAGGUAAUGUGGAGCAGAGGGUGAGGGCACAGUAAUCAUAUUUUAUAGAGCAUGAGGAAUCUGAGGUGGUGGUAGACAUGGUGUAGUGACUAGAGCUGACUACUCAGCGGAGUGGGGGAAAUGGAGGUGAUGUGGUGCAGAGUCAGUGCAAAUGGAGGUGACCCAGUGGUAGAGCAUGAUUAAUGGGAAUAGAGUGGGACAGUGUUAAGGAACAUCGGGGAAUAUGUGCUGAGUGUGAGGUUUAGCACUUGGGGCCUGUCAGUUCCUUGGGUGUCCCAAGCCCCUCUCUCCCUGCAUCCCUUUCUGACAUCUCUGGGUUUCUCCCUGUCCCUGUCUCCUUCCACCUCUGUGCAUAUAUCAGUAUCUUUCUUUUUUCUUUGUGUGUGUCUUUAAGAGAGCUGGCACAGGGGAAGAUGGUGAGAUGCCCAAACCUCUCUCUGGCCUCUGUGUUCUAAAAUCUAUCACCUAGCUCUUUGCUCAUAAAGCCCAGAGUUCCAGUAACCCCUAGUUCUGCACACUGCAGGGUGAGUCUGGAGCAGGGGAGUAAGUUAGGACGACUUGUGGCUGUCAUAAUGCAGGUCUCAGGCACUAUUGUAGUGAUCCUGAUGGCUGCCAACGUGGAGGCCAAGAUCUACGAACGCUGUGACCUGGCAAAGAAGCUGGAAGCGGCAGGCCUCAACGGCUUCAAGGGCUAUACCAUUGGAGACUGGCUGUGCAUGGCACACUAUGAGAGUGGCUUUGACACUUCCUUCAUGAACCACAAUCUCGAUGGCAGCAGCGAAUAUGGCAUUUUUCAGCUGAAUUCCGCCUGGUGGUGUUACAACGGUGUUACACCCAGCGAGAACCUCUGCCACAUGGAUUGUCAUGAACUGCUCAACCGCCAUAUUCUGGAUGACAUUAUGUGUGCCAAGAAGGUAGUGUCCUCAGAGAGUGGCAUGAGUGCUUGGGAUUCUUGGAACCAACACUGUUAUGGCCAUGAUUUAUCUGAAUGGCUCAGGGGAUGUGAUAUGAAUGCAAAACCUAACAAAAAAAUUAUUUCAUGACUCAGCUUCCCAGGAAUGGAGAUUUUAUUUUCCUCUCUGUUCUUUCUUCUGUGGAUAUAAUAAAGGAUGAUAUCUAUAAACAAUGCAAACAACCUCUGAUGUCUGGCUUUCUUCAUUUUUCCAGUGCCUUAAGGUGCCCCUAUUCAAUCACUCCCUCCAUAUAUUCAAAGCUCUAAUCAGGGGACAUGAGAUCACUUGGGGUGGGGCUGGAAGAUAAUGUAGUGAUUAAGAAUAUAGGUUCUCCUGGGUUCAGAUACCAUCUCUACCACUUACUAGCUGGGUUGCCUUGUGUAAGGCACUUAAUUUCUUUGUGCCCCUGUUUCCUCAUCUGCAAAAUGAGGAUGAUAGUGGUAGUAACUAUCUCCUGGGGUUGUUGAGAGAAUUAAAUGAAUUAAUGUCUGUAAGGUACAUAAAGUGGUACACAAAGCAGUUCUAAGUCUGGAGGUAGAAGAGUGGAGUAGGGAGGUAUGAAAAUUGGCUUCCCUUAAAAAGUAUCACUCCUGGUUGAAGUAACUAUAGGGUGUUUAAUUAAGGCAAAUACAGAAUCUUCAGGGGAAAAUUGAAUUGGUUUCAGCUUACACAGGAAGCUCAGUAGGAAUUGGGAUUUUGAAGCAUUCACAUUCUCUCACAUAGUACCAUUCUAACUCUCAGCCCCCAACUCCUUCUUUCAUGAUCUAUAACCAAAGUUUCAAAUGACAAACUGGGAAUUUAGGCCAGGAAUUCAACAGCUGCACAAGGUAAUAAUUAUUUUUACAGUCCAUUUUGAGCAGAGAAUUUAGGCAUUUGAACUUGCCAUUCUUUCCCUUUAUGCUGGCCAGCCCCAUUGGAAGCAGCCACCCCCUUGAGGAAACAGUCUCUCACAUUCUUUGUAUUCUUUGGUUGCAGUGGAUAUUCAACUACCCAAAGCCUUGUUUUCAGUGCUGACUUCAUUCAAGAUAAGCACAGAUGAUCAUUAAGGCAGCUAUCUGCACUGCAUGCUGAGAAAUGCCAGAGCCCCCUUCCUUAAUGCCACCUGGAUUUCCCCUGCCUUCAUCCUCAACCAGCCUAGAUGACCAAAUUUCACAUUUCCUUGAGGGUCCAAUAAAAGGUACCAUCACACUGGAUACCAAUUUCUGAAUGAGAUACUUAUUUAUCAAAUGAAGCAUAGAUAAACUCUGGUGAAUUUAAGUAAAAAUCAGAUCUUCUAAAACCCUAGCAGGUAGCUCAUAGUAUUUCUGGGAAGAUUUCAUGAUCAAAUUCAGAAAGGGGGAAGGUCCACACACACAGAAAAAGCCAAAAUCUUGACCACAGAAUAGGUCAGGGCAGAUAUACUAGCACUGGGACUUCCCUGGUGGUCCAGUGGCUAUGAUUCUGCACUCCCAAUGCGGGGGGCCUGGGUUCAAUCCCUGAUGAGGAAAUUCGAUGCCACAUGCAGCAACUGAAAAGAUCCCACAUGCCACAAGGGAAGAUCAAAGACCGCAAGUGCUGCAACUAAUACUGAGCGCAACUAAAUAAGAAAUACGGGCAUUAUCAAUUGUUGCUUUUGAAAACUGGAUUUGAUGCCUUAGUGUUUCCUUCACAUUGUUCUGAUCAUGUAUCCCUUCUAUUUAUUUACAUUUAUAGUAUAUCAUUGUUAUUCCUUGAGUGGUUAUCUCUAGAUCUCUAAUUUUAUAUCAUGGGGUUUACUGAUUCUUCCUGACCAUCAAGGUGUUCUCCCUGAAUUGAGCCAGAACAUAAGAGAGCCCCUUGUGCUGGCAGGCCUUUGGUUUCCUGAAGAGUUGCAUCUCUUUAGUUUUGCCUCAGCAGGACACCAUUGACUGACAUGAAGACAUUUUAAGUCACACAUAGAGCAAUGUUAUCCCUGCAUUUAUCACAAGAUUGCAGAUGAGGCUGAACUAUCAGAAAAAUGUCUUCAAACCUCAAUGCCAGGAAAUCUUUGCUUCUGAGAAGUGGCUCACUUUCUCUAUAUGGUUGAGAUAAAUAAAGCAAGUGUUUUUCCGUCCCUUUAUGUCAUGGCUUCCAAGAAGCUCAGAAAAUAACUAGCUCAACAUAAUUAUGAAAGAUCCUAUGAUCUACAUAUAUACAUUUCAAUUUGGCUUUGGU